CGGAUAAAUCCUUACUCGGGUGGGUCGAAUCUGAUCCUUUUGUACCUGUGCCUCAGCAGAAGCUUUCACAGUUCGGAGUCGUCGUCUUCAAUUUACUUUACCCAAGUUUUUCUUCAAGUAUCUGAGGUUAAAGCAUGGACGUGCUCUCACUUUCUUCGCCGUUGACUUCUCAGUUCCCUUUCGUUUCUAAAUUCAAUUCCUCACUUCGCUCCAAUUCCUUGCCUCACUCUUUCAAACCCAUUUCUUCUUUUAAAACCCCUAAAUUAACCGCCAAAACCCCAGCACUUCAACAGAAACAUCAAAAUGUUUAUUUAUCUUCUGCUCCCCAGACCCCCGCCACCGCUAUGCGAGGCGCCGAGUCCGACGCUAUGAGCCUCCUCCUCAAGGAGAGAAUUGUCUUUUUGGGCAACCAAAUCGACGAUUUCGUCGCUGAUGCCAUUAUUAGUCAGCUCUUGUUACUUGAUGCUCAAGACCCCACCAAAGAUAUCAGACUUUUCAUCAAUUCUCCUGGCGGCUCUCUUAGUGCUACAAUGGCUAUAUAUGAUGUGGUGCAGCUGGUGAGAGCUGACGUGUCCACAGUUACCCUUGGCAUUGCAGCAUCAACUGCUUCGAUAAUUCUUGGUGGUGGCACCAAAGGCAAGCGCCUUGCAAUGCCCAACACAAGAAUUAUGAUUCAUCAGCCUCUUGGAGGGGCUAGUGGGCAGGCAAUUGAUGUGGAAAUUCAAGCUAAAGAAAUUAUGCAUAACAAGAAUAAUAUUACGAGAAUUAUAUCUGGUUUCACUGGCCGUCCUUUUGAACAAGUGCAAAAGGAGAUUGAUAGGGAUCGAUAUAUGUCCCCAAUUGAAGCAGUUGAGUAUGGAAUAAUUGAUGGAGUUAUUGAUAGAGAUAGCAUCAUUCCUUUGGUGCCUGUGCCAGAUAAGGUCAAACCAAACUUCAAUUAUGAGGAAAUUAGUAAAGAUCCGAGGAAAUACUUGACUCCAGAUGUUCCUGAUGAUGAGAUUUACUAGCAUGGAAUGUGUUUAGUGGUAUUUAAAUCAAUCGGUGGAUCCUUCGGCUGGCUGUUGGCUCAUGUAUUCCUUGCAAAUCUGGGUGAAUGGUAAUUGGCUCUCCCAAAAUUUUGCCGGGGUGACAUAGUGCAGACUUUGGAAGCAAUGCUCAGUUACAAGAGCAUGGUUUAUGAUCUUCCAGUUAUAUCAAAAUAGAUUGUCUGAGAAAAGCUUUGCACUUAUCUUUGUCUCACGCCAUGGAAGUCAUUUAUUCAAAUAUUUUUGCCUGCACUGCUUAAUAGACUUUUGUUUUUUUAGGGAAAUUUUUAUGCCGGAUCUAUUUGUUCUGUAGAAUUUGGUCAUGGCUUACAUCUCACUGGGGAAAUUUUUCUAA
Molecule: messenger RNA, 1380 nt
Organism: Mangifera indica (mango)
Lineage: Eukaryota; Viridiplantae; Streptophyta; Magnoliopsida; Sapindales; Anacardiaceae
Product: ATP-dependent Clp protease proteolytic subunit 4, chloroplastic-like
Exons: 3
Coding region: 135-1007 (290 amino acids)
Biological process (GO): protein quality control for misfolded or incompletely synthesized proteins
Cellular component (GO): endopeptidase Clp complex
Molecular function (GO): ATPase binding; ATP-dependent peptidase activity; serine-type endopeptidase activity
Source: RefSeq, a predicted model, not a curated record